Electrophorus electricus (electric eel) is the source of this 1953-nucleotide messenger RNA. RefSeq names its product serpin peptidase inhibitor, clade A (alpha-1 antiproteinase, antitrypsin), member 10a (gene serpina10a). NCBI's taxonomy places the organism in Eukaryota, Metazoa, Chordata, Actinopteri, Gymnotiformes, Gymnotidae. Gene Ontology annotation, biological process: blood coagulation. Gene Ontology annotation, molecular function: serine-type endopeptidase inhibitor activity. The record is from RefSeq and is a predicted model, not a curated record.
UAGCUUGGUUUAUUAUUGACGUGAAACGCCAGAACGGCGUCGAAUUCCUCUCUUUCGGAUUGCAGUCAUUUCCAGUCUAAUGUUUCCUUAUCAUUACAUUAAUAUAAACUGGAAUUCGGUUAUCCUGUCCUAGAGAUUAACUGAGUAAUGGAGAUGGGUUUCUUUUCAAUCAUCAUCAGUGCAGUCCUCCUUGCUGCUAGUAUUCAGGGCCAGAUGCAAAACACUUUCGUCCAGGAGCUGGCUGGCCAGAACUUGGACUUUGCCACAGGGCUGUACCGCAAAAUCGCCAGUGGCAGUGAUGACAAUGUGGUUGUCUCCCCUUUGUCGGCAACCCUGGGCCUGGCCUCCUUGGCAGAGGGAGCCAUGGAGGGCACACGCAAACAGCUGCUUCAGAUCCUAGGCCUGACCUCCAUGGAGCGGGACAGCGAGCCACACCGCAUCCCCAUGCUGCUCCAGCAGCUACGGGAGGAGGUAGCCCAGCGCCUGGCCACAGGCCUUUUGAUCAGCCAGCAGGUGCAGACCAGCUCCAGCUUCGGCAGCCAGGUGAAGAAGUUCUAUGGCACAGAUGUGCGCGGAGUUGAUUUCACCAAUGCUCAGGCUGCUAAAAGGGACAUCAAUGAAUAUGUGUCAGGUGUCACUGGGAGCAAGGUCAGAGAGGUAGUCAACACCGUGGAUCCUCAGAACCAGCUCAUGCUUAUCAAUGUGGCAUACUUUACAGGACAGUGGAAGUUUCCAUUCAAUGCCAACUUCACUCAGGAAGAGCGAUUCUAUGUUGAUAAGUACCACAUUGUCUUGGCACCUAUGAUGAUCCACUCAGGCAAGCACUAUCUGGCCUAUGACCCAGAGCUGAAAGUGGGCAUCCUGAAGCUACCCUGCACAGACAACACAGCUAUGCUACUCCUUCUGCCAGAUGAAGAUGUCGAUUACACCUUUAUUGAUGAGGCUUUGACAAGGGAAGUAUUCCUCAGAUGGGUUUCUAAGCUGAAGAAAACGAAGUUAGAGGUUCAGUUGCCCAGAUUCUCUGUGGAGCGGUCUUUCUCUUUGAAGCAGAGCCUGCCCAGUCUGGGCAUUACCACCAUCUUUGAGAGCAGUGCGGAUCUGUCUGGCAUCAGUGAAAGCCCCAACCUGAAAGUCACUGAGGCAGUGCACAAGGCCUUGGUGGUUGUGGAUGAGAGAGGGGACUCAGAUGCCCUGUCCUUCAACAGCCUGUUUGCAGACCCUCUUCCUCCGAGGCUCACUUUCAAUCGGCCCUUCCUCUUCCUUGUCUACCACGAGGACACAAAAAACCUACUGCACAUGGGCCGGGUGGUGGACCCCACUAAGAAGUAGACCCAUUAUGAGAAAUUAGUAUAGUGCUGCUUGUGUUUUGUCAUCCAAGAUAGCUACAGCUUGACAUAAUAUAGGAGUAUUGUGUUGUCUAAAACAUAUUCAGUGCAUUAGGGCUAGAAUAAUUUGAAACACACCGUAAAAAAAGGGAAUUUUUUUUUUUUAAUUGUAAAAUAAUUCUGCUAAUGCUGUAAUAUUUAAACACUUAACUGCAUGCUGUUUUAAUGAUAAUUGGUUGUCCCUCAAUUCCUGUAAUUCCCCUAGCAUAACUAUGUUUAAGGAUCUGGUUCACUUGUAUUAUACAUGCGCCUAUACCACAAAGUUAUUCAAAGGUUUACAAGUAUUUGUACAAAAUGUCUUCAAAAAGUGACAUGUUCAACAUGAGCUUUAUUGAUUGGGUUCUGAAGGGUUGGCAUGAAUCACUCAGGUGCUAAGAUGCACCAGGCACAAACUCUUUGAUGGGACAGAGAGUCCCAGCACUCUUAAAGAUGGCGCUCAAUUCAUAAAAAUACAUACUGCAUCUUUUUUUUCACAGCUGGUUGGAAAAUAUAAAACGAAGAUUUUGCAAAGCAUGCUAUAAUACAAGAAACAAAAAAAUUGAACCAAUAAAUUAAAUACAUCACUCUG